AACCCUAUUCAGUCCUUGUCCAGGCAUUAGCCUCCGCUAUUCAGGAUCAACAUGUCCACAGCAAGUUCGACGAUGUCAGACUCAGAUGCUGCUCUUUUAGAGUGCAUUCGCCAGCAUCUUCUCAACGACGAUGACUCCGAAACCCUUGCGAAGAUCGCUGAAAAUGCCCGAUUCCAUAGCCCAGAUCCAAGCUUCGACGCAUCUUCAUCGCCGGAGACAACUAUGUCAUUCGAGGCAAACGACUAUGACGACGUGGACAUCUAUCUUGACGCCCCGAAAGAUGCCAUUGGGUUCGAAUUGCCCAGCUCGUCUAAUGGGCAAUUGGCGGUGGAUUACAGAGACGUCAAAGUGAAUGAGGCACUGCCCGGAGGGUAUCGCUAUCGGGGAGUGAGGAGACGGCCAUGGGGGAAGUAUGCGGCGGAGAUUCGGGACCCGAAGAAGAACGGCGCGAGGAGGUGGCUUGGGACUUACGAGACGCCGGAGGAGGCCGGGUUGGCUUAUGACCAGGCUGCGUUCGCAAUGCGCGGGGCUAAGGCCCGGCUAAAUUUCCCUCACUUGAUCGGUUGCGACGGGUUGGAGCCGGUGAGGGUCACUCGGAAGCGGCACCAUUCACCUGAGGCUGAGAGCACCUCGCUGGAUCCAAACUGGAGACAGGAGGACCUGACUGGCUUGGCAAGCGGCCCCGACGAGCUUAAUGGCCAUCUCCUGUCGUUCCAACAAACUAGGACCUGAAAUUGAUGAAAUUGAGAGGUUUUGUAUGAUGAUUUUUAGUCAUUAUGUUAUGAACAUGUGUAUAAAUGGUAUGUUCUUUCUCUGGAUAUUUAGA
Molecule: messenger RNA, 826 nt
Organism: Eucalyptus grandis
Lineage: Eukaryota; Viridiplantae; Streptophyta; Magnoliopsida; Myrtales; Myrtaceae
Product: ethylene-responsive transcription factor 1-like
Exons: 1
Coding region: 52-732 (226 amino acids)
Biological process (GO): regulation of DNA-templated transcription; ethylene-activated signaling pathway
Molecular function (GO): DNA-binding transcription factor activity; DNA binding
Source: RefSeq, a predicted model, not a curated record